UAGUGACGUCACGUCAGCUGAUUUUUGUUUACAAUUUUUGACCCCUAACCUAACAAAAUUCUAUACUUUUUCAUAAUUUUAUUUUUAUAUUUUUGGGGUGAAUAAUUGAACAAAUAACAUGGGAAUGCAAGCAGAAGGUCUAUCACACGUUAAACCAGACGUGGAUUACAGCCAAAUCCCACCAAUUCAACAAAAACGAAUCAUCGCCUUCGUGAAUCAUUUCGUCACAAACACAGUCUCCUACCUGAACACUUUCAGUCAAUCCUGCGAAUCUCGAUUUAUGGACUUUGAAUAUAAAAUACAAAAAAUCGAAGCCUCCUUGCUGAUAUUAGAAGCGCAGUUGGCUUCGAUACCAGGAUUCGAACCUGUAGUAGUUGUAGAAAAUGAACCAAAACAUGAAUCAAUAAUUGAGCAACCUAUGGAAUUGCCGGAAGUUACAGAAACAGAUCAAUUGGAGGAAUUAAAUGAAUCAAAUACUAUAAAUGGUAUAAAAGCAAUUGAUGAUCCAAGAUUUGCAACAUUUUUUAGAAUGGUUCGAGUUGGGGUGAACCAGGAGGCAGUUAAAUUGAAAAUGAAAAGUGAAGGAUUUGAUCCGGAUGUUCUAGAAUUGUUUGGUAAUAAAUUGAAGAGUUUAAUAGCAUUUACUUCGGAUGACUUUUUACCCACCUCCAAUAGUGUUUGUAUGCAUGGAAUAUUUCGGUAUCUGGUGUUUGUUUGUCUACAUAAAUAUUGAAUUUUCAAGGAGUCAUAAUUUGCAAUUAAUGAUUUAUAAUAGUAGUUUUGUUUAAUUGUCAAAAUCAUCUUAUUUUUAUAGAUUUGGUUUAGGUUCACACUUCUUAUCCCAAAAAUUAUUUUAAUUAUUCUAUUCUGUAUAUUUUGUACAUAGUUUAUCACAUUGCUAUAUGCACAUCCCCAAGAGACUAUACCACAUGUAGCCACAGAUUCAAAUAGGGCAUAGUAGAUCAGCAGGGUUUUUGUGUCCAAUACAUGUUUAAGGUUUUU
Molecule: messenger RNA, 1002 nt
Organism: Ceutorhynchus assimilis (cabbage seed weevil)
Lineage: Eukaryota; Metazoa; Arthropoda; Insecta; Coleoptera; Curculionidae
Source: the annotation of a GenBank genome assembly